AUGUUCUCGAGAUCGAGAGCAUGCACCACGGACUCCACAAAACAGAUCGCCACUGACACAGACCCUGUGUGCUGUGCGGUGCUGCAGGUGCACAACGCGAGCAACAUGGUGUUCAUCGGUAUCGGGCUGAGGAGCCCUGUCAGAAACGGGUCAGCUUAUUGCGAGUCGCUGCCCGAGUAUGGGAAUCUGUUGGGGAACGACCUGCUGUGCCCGGCUCUGCUCAUUUACAGGUCGUACGGCAUUCAGUUCACGCAGGCGUCAGUGGUGGGGCGGAUAGACGUGUUCCGCUGCGCGUACACGAAGCUGGACUCGCUCUUUGCCACGGCGCCGUGGGACUUCCAGUACCACCCGGGGGUCAUCCGCAUGGGCAUGAGUGGCAUCGGCGUCAACCUCACCUCCUCUCAAAACAUCAUCUCCAAUAACGAUCUCUUUGGCGCCUGGGAGCUCAUCUAUUUGUAUCGCGGCACCAUCGGCGCCACCGUUCGCAACAACUUCCUCCACGACUACCUCUUCUCAGGCUUCAGGUGCGGGGCGGACGUGCAUUUCGCGUGGGACUGUGCGCUGACGACAGUGAAGCACAACUUUGUCUUCUCCCCGCAGAAGAAGAACCUCACAGGCGACUCUGCAGGCAUCUACUUCUGCACGCACUGGUUCAGCCCUGGCAACAAGGUGAGCUGCAACUAUGUGGUGGGCGGGGACCACUGCUACUACCUGGACUACUGCACGUCAGGAGUGGAGGUUGAGGGGGGCGUGUGCCUGCAGCUGUGGGACGGCGUGAAGCUCAACAACGGCAAGCGCAACCACAUCCGCAGCCUGCUCAUGGUCGGCCUGGGCCAGAGCCCCGGCUACAUCACGUGCUUCACCGUCACUGUGAACCACUGCAGGAAGGACCCCGGGUCGUAUUGGGAGGCCAUGCGGAAGCUGUACUAUGAUACGCCAGAGAUCAACAAGGUGAGGGUUAAUCACCCUGACAAAGCCCUGGGUCCUUAUGGUGGGGUUGGAGCAGAGCCCUGGGUCUAUGGCUCCUCUCCACCCCUCUCCACUCCUCUCAAAUCCUAUACAUCCCUCUGCACCCCUCUCCACUCCUCUCCACUUUUUUCCACCACUUUCCCCCCCUUUCCAACCUUCUCCACUCCCUCCACUCCUAUCCACCCCUCUUCACUCCUAUCCACCCCUCUCCACUCCUAUCCACCCCUCUCCACUCCUAUCCACCCCUCUCCACUCCUAUCCACCCCUCUCCACUCCUAUCCACCCCUCUCCACUCCUAUCCACCCCUCUCCACUCCUAUCCACCCCUCUCCACUCCUAUCCACCCCUCUCCACUCCUAUCCACCCCUCUCCACUCCUAUUUACCCCUCUCCACUCCUAUCCACCCCUCUCCACUCCUAUCCACCCCUCUCCACUCCUAUCCACCCCUCUCCACUCCUAUCCACCCCUCUCCACUCCUAUCCACCCCUCUCCACUCCUAUCCACUCCCUCCACUCCUAUCCACCCCUCUUCACUCCUAUCCACCCCUCUCCACUCCUAUCCACCCCUCUCCACUCCUAUCCACCCCUCUCCACUCCUAUCCACCCCUCUCCACUCCUAUCCACCCCUCUCCACUCCUAUCCACCCCUCUCCACUCCUAUCCACCCCUCUCCACUCCUAUCCACCCCUCUCCACUCCUAUCCACCCCUCUCCACUCCUAUCCACCCCUCUCCACUCCUAUCCACUCCCUCCACUCCUAUCCACCCCUCUUCACUCCUAUCCACCCCUCUCCACUCCUAUCCACCCCUCUCCACUCCUAUCCACCCCUCUCCACUCCUAUCCACCCCUCUCCACUCCUAUCCACCCCUCUCCACUCCUAUCCACCCCUCUCCACUCCUAUCCACCCCUCUCCACUCCUAUCCACCCCUCUCCACUCCUAUCCACCCCUCUCCACUCCUAUCCACCCCUCUCCACUCCUAUCCACCCCUCUCCACUCCUAUCCACCCCUCUCCACUCCUAUCCACCCCUCUCCACUCCUAUCCACCCCUCUCCACUCCUAUCCACCCCUCUCCACUCCUAUCCACCCCUCUCCACUCCUAUCCACCCCUCUCCACUCCUAUCCACCCCUCUCCACUCCUAUCCACCCCUCUCCACUCCUAUCCACCCCUCUCCACUCCUAUCCACCCCUCUCCACUCCUAUCCACCCCUCUCCACUCCUAUCCACCCCUCUCCACUCCUAUCCACCCCUCUCCACUCCUAUCCACCCCUCUCCACUCCUAUCCACCCCUCUCCACUCCUAUCCACCCCUCUCCACUCCUAUCCACCCCUCUCCACUCCUAUCCACCCCUCUCCACUCCUAUCCACCCCUCUCCACUCCUAUCCACCCCUCUCCACUCCUAUCCACCCCUCUCCACUCCUAUCCACCCCUCUCCACUCCUAUCCACCCCUCUCCACUCCUAUCCACCCCUCUCCACUCCUAUCCACCCCUCUCCACUCCUAUCCACCCCUCUCCACUCCUAUCCACCCCUCUCCACUCUCCACUCCUUUCCUCUCCUCCUCUCCAACCCCUCCCUCCCUGCACCCCUCUCUAUUCCUCUCCACCACUUUCCACCCCUUUCCAACAUUCUUCACCCCUCUCCACCCUCUCCCUUGUUCCCCCUACCAGGAAUGGCCGUGGAUGAAGCACGUGUGCCGCCAGACGCGCAUCGGCGCAUACAGCUGCAACCCGCCCGGGCCCGGCGCGCUCACUGCGCACGACACCGGCGCGUGCAGCGGAAUGGCGACGGAAAACGACGUGGAAUACAUCGUUGUCGAUCCGGACUCUCUCAGGGACGCAGAAUAUCGGUACUGCGAAAAAAACCCUGGCGCGGACUAUUUGAACCGUCAGAUCGUCUACAGGUACACCGGCGAGGACAUGAAAUUCGCGGAUUAUGCAAAUCAAGAUUUCGGGGUUUCGGAGAAUUCGAUUGUGUUGGCGGAACACCCCGGUUUUGUUUCCUGCCCGAAGAAAGAUAUCGGGAUAAAGGCGGUUUCGACACAAUCGUACUUCAAGGAUUGGAACAUUCCGGAGCCGCCGUUUUUCCAGGCUAUGCUGGACCUGCCUUACAAGAUGGUGUUUAAUAGCGAGCUCUUUUAG
Molecule: messenger RNA, 3102 nt
Organism: Closterium sp. Yama58-4
Lineage: Eukaryota; Viridiplantae; Streptophyta; Zygnematophyceae; Desmidiales; Closteriaceae
Source: the annotation of a GenBank genome assembly